Molecule: messenger RNA, 762 nt
Organism: Endocarpon pusillum Z07020
Lineage: Eukaryota; Fungi; Ascomycota; Eurotiomycetes; Verrucariales; Verrucariaceae
Exons: 3
Coding region: 1-762 (253 amino acids)
Biological process (GO): translation
Cellular component (GO): ribosome; mitochondrial large ribosomal subunit
Molecular function (GO): rRNA binding; structural constituent of ribosome
Source: RefSeq, a predicted model, not a curated record
AUGUCUUGUCCAGCUGUACAUCGAUCCCUGCGACGACUGGUGCGAGAGUCUCAGGCUGCGUCUUCGGUGUCCGUCUUCCUUCUUCCAUGUCUUGCAAAGCCGUAUCAAGCUCGAAGCUUUUCAUGCUCUACUGCCAGCCACUCCCGGAUCGGUGGUGCAGCUAUAUCGAUCCCGCCGGAGGUGUCGCUGCGUUUCCUCGAUUUGCCCAAGUCUAAUGUCAGGAGUCGGAAGAAGGAUGUGCCGGUAUCUGCCGUGGAGGUAGCAGGGCCAUUAGGCCAGAUGACACUUCCACUACCGCCCUACCUCGCCGCAAAGCACAACACCAAGAGCCAGAAAGUCACCUUGAGCGUUGGAGAUCCGACUAUCACCCAUCAAAGGGCUAUGUGGGGCACCAUGCGAGCCCACUUGCAGAACUACAUUCUUGGAGUAUCAGAAGGACACUCGUGUGUUCUACGCCUAGUUGGUGUUGGCUACCGGGCCACUAUCGAAAACACCGCAAUCACCAAAAAACCGGAGUAUCCUGGACAACAAUUCGUUUCUCUCAAAUUGGGAUAUGCCCAUCCGAUCGAACUACCAAUACCGCUUGGUGUCAAGGCUAGUGUACCACAACCCACGAGGAUAUUGCUUGAAGGAUGUGAGAAGCAGGUGGUGGCUCAAUUCGCAGCAGAGAUCCGAGAAUGGAGGAAGCCAGAACCAUACAAGGGGAAAGGAAUUUUCGUGAAUAACGAGACGAUCAAACUGAAAGCGAAAAAGAUCAAAUAA